AUGCUCCAAGGCAAGAAUUUUGUAACCGAAUGGGACGGUCUAGAGGACGAUUCUGCACUCUUCAGGCACGAGGUAGCAUUCUGUUUGGGGCAGAGGCAGGACCCCGCAGCAAUCCAGACCCUGGAAAGCAUCCUGCGCGACACCGCCGAGCACCCCAUGGUUCGGCACGAGGCCGGCGAGGCCCUGGGCGCCAUCGGCUCCCCCGCCUGCAUCCCGCCCCUGCGCGACCACGCCGCGGAUGGCUGCCUGGAGGUGGCCCAGACCUGCCAGCUGGCGCUGCAGCGUAUCGAGUUCCUGGAGGGGCACGAGCCGUGCGACCCCAGCGCGCCCCAGCGCUACCUGUCCGUGGACCCCACCCCCCCCGCCCCCGCCGCCACGCCCACCCCGGCCCUGGCCGCCACGCUGCUGGACGACGGCGCACGUAUCUUUGACCGGUACCGCGCGCUGUUCGCACUGCGCGAUCGUGGCGGGGAGGAGGCGCUGGAGGCCCUGGCGGGGGCCUUCGCCUCGAGCUCCGCCCUGCUCAAGCACGAGGUGGCCUACGUGCUGGGCCAGAUGCAGGACGCGCGGGCGGUGGCCUGCCUCAAAAGGGUGCUGGGCGACGCCGGCGAGGCGGCCAUGGUCCGGCACGAGGCCGCCGAGGCCCUGGGCGCCAUCGCCGACCGGGCCUGCCUGGCCCUGCUGCAGCAGUAUACCGAGGACGCCGAGCCCAUCGUGGCCGACAGCUGCAUCGUAGCGCUCGACAUGCUGGAGUUCGAGCAGAGCGGCGGCUUCCAGUACGCGGACGACGGCGCAGUGGCGACCUAG
Auxenochlorella protothecoides is the source of this 807-nucleotide messenger RNA. RefSeq names its product Deoxyhypusine hydroxylase. The transcript is spliced from 4 exons. NCBI's taxonomy places the organism in Eukaryota, Viridiplantae, Chlorophyta, Trebouxiophyceae, Chlorellales, Chlorellaceae. Bases 1 to 807 code for a protein of 268 amino acids. The record is from RefSeq and is a predicted model, not a curated record. Gene Ontology annotation, molecular function: deoxyhypusine monooxygenase activity. Gene Ontology annotation, biological process: peptidyl-hypusine biosynthetic process.